Phyllopteryx taeniolatus (common seadragon) is the source of this 1522-nucleotide messenger RNA. RefSeq names its product coagulation factor XIII B chain-like. The transcript is spliced from 11 exons. NCBI's taxonomy places the organism in Eukaryota, Metazoa, Chordata, Actinopteri, Syngnathiformes, Syngnathidae. Bases 171 to 1409 code for a protein of 412 amino acids. The record is from RefSeq and is a predicted model, not a curated record.
UUUGCAGCCUUGCUCGUCAAAGCAAACAUCAAGAUAUCCUCCGCAGAGGAGGUCGGUCUGUGUUUGCUUUUUGAGUGGGUGAUGGGACAACUGAACAAUUAUUAACUGGUCCUGACUUGAUUGAGCGCAUUUGCUCAAUUUUGUCAGAGAAUAUUACAAUUGCGGACAAAAUGUUUCUCAGGUCUUUUGGAUUUGCGCUGCUCUUGUCUUGUCCUGGAGUUCCUCAUGCCCAAAGCCCGGCAGAGCCCUGUCCUGCUCCGCAGCUGGAUGGAGGCUUUUUAGUGCCUGAACAAGAAACCUAUUUGCAUGAAAGCAGUCUUAUGUACGCUUGCAGCGCUGGACAAAAACCAGCAGUGGAGGGCUGGUGGGCCACCACUGUCUGCCUGAACGGGUUAUGGUCACAUACACCCCAAUGUAUAAAUGAAGACGCCUGCUUUACACCCAAUAUUCCCAAUGGAAAAUACAAUGAAAGUCCUGAAGGCUUGUGGUACAGGGAAGGAUCGGUCAUUCGGGUAAAGUGUGACGAAGGCUACAAACACCAAACCUGGGGAGCAACAGCCUCGUGUAGAAAGGGCGCUUGGUCCUCUUUGCCGGUUUGUGAGCGAAGUGAAACAUCUUGUGAUGAGCCACCUAAAGUCCAGCACGCUGUUGUCCUUCAAAAGUACCAGGACAUAUUUUCAGCCGAUUCUGAGGUCCGCUAUGAAUGUGAACACGGCUACAGCUUGGAGGGAACAAACGCCAGGAAGUCCAUCUUGUGUGUAGCUGGAUCCUGGGCAAUAGUUCCGAGCUGCAUUAAAGAAAUAUCCAAACCAGGUGCUGGAGAUGAUGUGGACACAUCGGGUGGCAUUAAAAAACCUGUUGAUGGAAGCAGAGCAAGGGGGCGGGGCACUGCCAGCGCCGCUGCCGCUGCCGCCGCCGCCGGUGGUGCCGCGAGUGCCGCCGCCGCCGCCAGUGCCGCCGCCGGUGGUUCCACAGCGAGUGAAACAGGAUCUGGAACCACUUCUGACAGGACCGAGAGCACGAGCUCACCCUUGACCAUAGCAGUUGUCAACUGUGGAUCAUACCCAAAAGUUAAAAAUGGUGAUGUCGUGCGACGAACUCAAAUGUUUUUAAAAUAUGCGUGCAACGGUUUUUACAAAAGGGUCGGUCCGGAGAAAGUCAUGUGCUACAAUAAUGACACUUGGUCAACACUACCAACGUGCAAAGAAGCAUUUUGUCAACUGGACCUUGAUGAAUAUACGAACUACAAGUUCCAAGAAUCUGGAACAAUAAUUCUAAAAGAACGAGAGACCAAGAGCGUUGCGUGUAUCUGGGAAAACUUCAGCAGCCGGAUUACAUGCGCUCAAGGAAAAGUUCGACUGACGCAAUGUUGUCAUUACAUGGACCAUUAUUACCAAAGGUGCAACUAACGCGUGGUCAUCCCUCGGAAAACUGCCUCUACGUGAAGACGACAGUCCAGAAACAAACGCUUUCACAAUAUUUUUUUCAUUAAAAAAAAAAAGAAUUCUGCAGAUUUCCUUUA